AUGCCUGCCACAAUCGAAACCGACUUGCCUUCAUCCAAGGCGGAGAAAAAGUCCAAGAAGAACAAGGAGAAGAAACGGCCGCGGGAAGACGAUGAAGCCACCGAGGCACGCAACCACAAACGAUCCAAAAGCGAGGCCCCUAUUGCCGAUGGAGCGGAAGAUGGCCAACAGGUCAAUGGAGAGGAGAAGAAGAAACACAAAAAGUCGCGCAAGUCAAAGCAUACAGAGACGGAAGAUGUCGACGCCGAGCCAGAACAGGUAGAAGAGGCUCAUUCCAAGAAGGAAAAGAAGCAAAAGAAGAAGAAGGAUAAGACCGCAAACGGCGAGGACGCAGCAGAUGAUGUUGUCCCAGAGUCGCCAGUUAAAUCCACCAAGAAGUCUAAAAAGAACAAGAGUGAUGUGGAAGCUGCAGCAUCAGAGACCAUUGUUGACGAUGCAGCCACCGAGGAGGCCGCACCCGAAAAGAAGAAGAAGCGAUCAAGGAGAAAGUCGGAUCGUGCUGCAGAGGAGGAAGUUAAGGAAGACUCUAGUGCUGCUAAAAUCAAAAAGUCAAACUCGUCCGAGGCUCUGCCGCCAGACUCUCCGGCCUCGCAGGGCUUUGCCCUCGACUUGAUGGACGUCGACAGCCCCUCGAUAGCACGUUCUUCCAAGCCCGAUAUACUCCAGCCCGCCCAUGCGCCCUCGAACCCAGAAUUCCCCUUUGCCACACAAAUCGUGUCGCUCUACGUCCCCCUGUUCCCCAUUGGCUUUGACCAGCCCCUUACAAAGGUGGCAGAGCAGCACCUCCAGCCACUUCUGAAUCACUACUCGCCUCUGCUGAAGGGUGUCCUGCUCGACUACAGACACGUCACGCUCGGCGAACUCCCCACCCGUGCCGACCCGCGCAACCCGCCCACCGACCGAACCCCGACGUUACUGUCCUGCAAGGACGAGUACGCCGUCGGCUUUGGCUGGCUCACGGCCGAGGUGUACCUCUUUGUGCCCCGCCGCGGUGCCUGGAUGGAGGGUGUGGUCAACCUGCAGAGCGAAGGUCACCUGGGCGUCGUGUGCUGGAACCGGUUCAACGCCAGCAUAGAGGCCAACAGGGUGCCCAAGGGCUGGAGGUUCAUCGAUGUUGUGCAAAAGGCCGAGGACGCCAAGAAGGCAAAGUUUCGGAACGCGGGGAAGAAGACCAACCUCGAGGGAGCUGGUGGCGAGGGCGAAGAGGAAGUAGAGGCCGUGGAGGAGGCAGGUGAAGACGACCAGGAGGACCUCGAGGCAAGCCUACAGCAGAUGCAUGCGACAGGAUAUUGGGUCGACGCGGCUGGAAAGCGCAUCGCGGGCAAGCUGCGGUUCCGGAUCAAGAACUUUGACGUAGGCACGGCGGGCGAUCAUGGCUACAUUAGCAUCGAGGGCACCAUGUUGGACGACGAGGCCGAGCGGGAGCUGCGGGUCAAGGAGAAGGAAAGGGAAAAGGCCAGGAUGGCCAAGGCCAAUACGAGCGGCAUGCUGAGGAGAUUGACGAGGAGCGUGCCCGAGUUUAGCAUGACGAGCUUCGGCAAGGAAGACGAGGAGGAGGACAGCUCAAAGAAGGUGGAGCUGUAUGCUGGUAGUCGACCCAUGACGCCGAGCUGA
This is a messenger RNA of Pyricularia grisea, 1614 nucleotides long. RefSeq lists its product as uncharacterized. Gene Ontology annotation, biological process: DNA-templated transcription initiation. Gene Ontology annotation, cellular component: RNA polymerase I complex. The coding region runs from base 1 to 1614 and encodes 537 amino acids. The record is from RefSeq and is a predicted model, not a curated record. The transcript has a single exon. NCBI's taxonomy places the organism in Eukaryota, Fungi, Ascomycota, Sordariomycetes, Magnaporthales, Pyriculariaceae.